Molecule: messenger RNA, 1763 nt
Organism: Calliphora vicina (urban bluebottle blowfly)
Lineage: Eukaryota; Metazoa; Arthropoda; Insecta; Diptera; Calliphoridae
Gene: Prim2
Product: DNA primase subunit 2
Exons: 2
Coding region: 20-1651 (543 amino acids)
Biological process (GO): DNA replication initiation; DNA replication, synthesis of primer
Cellular component (GO): alpha DNA polymerase:primase complex
Source: RefSeq, a predicted model, not a curated record
AGAAUUAACAUAAAAAUUAAUGGAUUUUAGAAGAAAAACAAAAACUCGUCUAGAGUACAAGCCAGAAUAUGAAAAUCUGGAACAGAAAUAUCCACACAAUGUACUUUUGUACCGUUUGCCACCAAUUGAUGACAUACAAAUCCAGGAAUUUGAAGAAUUAUCGCUGGAACGUUUAAAAGUGUUGCGAAUCUUGGAGCAAGCACACACGAAAAAUUUGCGUUUAUUGUCGGAUGAUUGGAAGGAGUAUGUUCACGCAGAACUCUCCCGAGAAGGCUUAAAAGGUUAUUUGCGUUUGUGUACCAAUGGCGGGGCAACAGCGGUUAAUAAUGCAAGCAAACAUGAGUUUGAGCUUCAGGCCAGGCGUCGGGAUUACAUAUCACAUUUUAUAUUGAGAUUGGUUUAUUGUCGUACAAUGGAGUUAAAGCGUUGGUUUUUGGCACGUGAAAUGGAGCUUUUCAAAUAUAAAUUUUCUACAAUGUCUCCGGCAGAAAUUAAACAUUUUCUAGAGUUGCACAAAUUAGAUUAUGCACCCUUGAACCAGGAACAAAAGAAUGAGGUCAAAGAUGGUCUUUUCGAAAGUACUAUGGGACAGAGUGUGGCGAAGAUCGAAAUGUUGGACUUUUAUAAAGUACCUUUUACGCAGGUUUUAGACUUGGUUAGAUCUCGUCGUUGUUAUUUAAAAGAUGGUCAGGCAUAUGUUAACACAAAUGAUUUUAUUUCAAUUGUGGCCGUAAAACAAAUGGAUGAAAUUGAACAUGGCCUUCAGGCGGCCCAACGUUCAAUCAGAGAUGUAGAAACAGAUGAGCGUCUAUUUCAUCUACUUAAGUCAUUGCACACUUCAUAUACGGGUAAAGAUUAUACAGUUAGUAAAAAUGCAAGUGUUCCCAUUGAAUCUUUGGACCAACUUGCCAAAAAAUCAUAUCCAUUAUGUAUGCGAGCUUGUCAUGACCACAUACGCUCCACCCAUCAUAUCAAGCAUGAUGGUCGCAUGCAGUAUGGCUUGUUCCUUAAAGGUAUUGGCGUGACAUUGGAAGAUUCUAUUCGGUUUUGGCGCGAAGAAUUCUGUAGAAAAAUUGAUCCCGAAAAGUUUGCCAAAAGUUAUCAAUACAACAUUGAGCAUAAUUAUGGCAAAAAGGGUUCCAUGGUCAACUAUACACCCUAUUCGUGCCUUAAAAUUAUUCAGGAAAACGCUGUUCCCGGCAGCGUGCACGGUUGUCCAUAUAAAAUUUACGAUCAGACAACAUUAAAGAAUAAAUUGGCUGGUGCAGGUUUAUCGUCAGUCCAUGUUCAGGAAGUUAUGAGUUAUGUAGCCAAGGGUCACUAUCAAUUGGCAUGUGGUAAAUUUUUCCAAAUCACACAUGAAUCGUCAGAGGAUGUGGCCAUUACGCAUCCCAAUCAAUACUUCGAACAGAGCCAAAUUGUGCAAGGAAAUCGUAUUGUAGAGAAGAAGCCGGGAAACGUACAGCGUAAGACAAUUAAAAGUAGCCAGUCAAUGAACGAAACUACCAUGUUUAUGAAUAACGAUGAUGAUGAUGAGCUGUGGAAUUUAAUUGAAGAACCAAAAGAUACUGCCAGCUGUACGCAGCAAUCAACAACAAAUACCCUAAUAGAUUGGGAUGAUGAUCUAGAUCUAACAGCUAUUGAAUGCUGAAAGGGCUAUCGUUAUUAUUUAUACACAUAUAUUUCGUAGAAUAUAAAUUAGUACUCCUAAAUAAAAGUUUAAAAUGAUUCAUCUACAUAUGUAUCUAUUAUAUAAAAAUGAA